Molecule: messenger RNA, 1298 nt
Organism: Solanum verrucosum
Lineage: Eukaryota; Viridiplantae; Streptophyta; Magnoliopsida; Solanales; Solanaceae
Exons: 2
Coding region: 43-1125 (360 amino acids)
Molecular function (GO): RNA nuclease activity
Source: RefSeq, a predicted model, not a curated record
CAUCAAGAAACUCUCAAUUUCGAUUCUUUUCCUAAAAGAACGAUGAACUGUGUCAAAGUAAGCUCCUUUAUACAUGCUAUUCGUUCCUAUAAAAGAUUUUGUCACUUUGAAUCCAAAUCCCAUCUGGGUUUUGGUUCUUUAGACAGACCAGUUAGAGCUAGUGUUGGAAUUUUCUGGGAUUUAGAUAACAAACCACCUAAGUCAUUUCCACCAUUUGAUGCUGCCACUAAGCUCAAAAAGGCAGCUGGACAAUUUGGGGUUGUGAGAUUUACAGUAGCUUAUGCUAAUCGACAUGCCUUUAGUUAUGUUCCUCCUUUAGUUAGGCAGCAAAGGAAAGAGCGGAAAACAUUGAAUUUGUUGGAGAAAAGUGGGGUUGUUAAGGUUGAGGAUCCUUAUAUAUGUAGAGUGUGUGGGAGGAGAUUUUAUACUAAUGAGAAGCUUGUGAAUCAUUUUAAGCAAAUUCACGAACGUGAGCAGACGAAAAGGUUGAAUCAGAUUGAGUCUGCUAGAGGGAAAAUGAGGGUGAAGUUGGUGGCUAAGUAUGCAAUGAAGAUGGAUAAGUAUAAAGGUGCUGUUAGGGAUGUUUUGACCCCGAAAGUUGGGUAUGGUUUGGCGGAUGAUUUGAAACGGGCAGGUUUUUGGGUUAGGACUGUCUCGGAUAAGCCACAGGCUGCUGAUGUUGCGUUGAGGAAUCAUUUGGUUGAUGUAAUGGAUAAGAGGAUGGUGGAUUAUGUGGUUCUUGUGUCUGAUGAUUCUGAUUUUGUGGAAGUGUUGAAGGAGGCACGGUUGAGGUGUUUGAAGACAGUGGUUGUUGGUGAUAGUAAUGAUGGGGCUCUUAAGAGGACAGCGGAUGCUGCUUUCUCAUGGCAAGAGAUUAUGAUAGGAAAGGCCAAGAAAGAAGCUGUCUCUGUUGUUGGACGAUGGAAGGACCGAGAUGUUUUGAAAAGAUUGGAGUGGACAUAUGAUCCUGAGGUAGAGAAAAAGUUGUAUUACUCUGAAGUUGAGAGUGAUGAUUCUGAUGGAAUCUUUUCUGGGGAAGAUGAUAAAGAGGAUGUUGGUGCUUCCAUCUUGAAGGAAGAUGCUCAUGCUUGGUGGAAGCUGGACUCUCGUUCAGGACAUGAUUGAUGCAGCAACUGAUUAUUGUCUUCAGCUUCAUUCUUAUAAGAAGGAGAUAUGAACUGGUGAUUCCACCAUCCUCAUAAGGCUUUCCUAGCGUUGAGGUUUACAAUGCGGAAAGUUGUUAGCUCAGAAUUCUCAGAUCAAAAUGAGUGCAAAGGAAUUGGUGCAGAUUGAGCCCC